Messenger RNA from Alligator mississippiensis (American alligator), 534 nucleotides. It is a transcript of the gene PIGBOS1, whose product is annotated as PIGB opposite strand 1. The transcript is spliced from 2 exons. The record is from RefSeq and is a predicted model, not a curated record. NCBI's taxonomy places the organism in Eukaryota, Metazoa, Chordata, Crocodylia, Alligatoridae. The coding region runs from base 249 to 413 and encodes 54 amino acids.
UGGCGCCGCGGGGUGACAUGCGGGACCUGCCGCCCGCAGGAGGCUCCGGGCCCAGGCCCGGCUGCAGGGUUGUGCUCGUUUACCAGCAGUAGCUGCAAACCGGCCGCCGCUUUCCCGCUCCGCCACGUGCCCAAGCACAGGCUUCUUCCAGUCCAGGUCCAGGUCGAAGUUAAGUAUUUGAUCCGGGGCGCGCGGGCCAGGCGGCAUUUCUGCGAAGAGGGGCCCAGCACCUUGCCCUGGCCGUGAAUAUGUUUGGUAGACUGACCUUGCCUCAGAUAAUCCUGGCGACGGUCCUUGGCGUUGGUGGAGGAAUCUACAUCUAUAAACCAAUCUUUGACCAGUUCAGAAGAGAACAGAAACAACUUCAGGAAAAACUGGAAGCACCACAAGACGUAGCAAAGGAAGACGAGUGAGACUUGUGCGGAGUGUUGACUUGAGCAGUGUAUGUUUAUGCCGUAAUGUGAUAAAAAGUGCAGUUUAUCCUUCAAAAUCAAACUUGUUUGUAUUGGUAAAGAAUAAAUAAUGGCAAAAAUA